Messenger RNA from Symbiodinium necroappetens, 300 nucleotides. The record is from the annotation of a GenBank genome assembly. NCBI's taxonomy places the organism in Eukaryota, Dinophyceae, Suessiales, Symbiodiniaceae.
AUGGAGCGGCCAGCGGUUUCCACCUCCGAAGUAUGUGAGGUGCCCGAGGUGGAGGAGGGAUCACAAGAAAUAGAGCCAUCAACGGCAGCCUCCAGGCUGCAAGACGGGACCCCAAAGACGGGCGACAAGAGGAAGGAGAGGAGCAAGAAGGAUAAGAAGGACAAGCAUGGAAAGAAAAGGAAGAAGGAGAAGGAGAAGAAAAUGCGGAAGGCGAGAGAAGAAGAGGAGCAGCCACGGAGCAUCCAAGCCGCGCAGGCAUUCGAUCUUGACGAGCUUCUGGCGGGCAGUGACCUUUUCCAU